Malassezia restricta is the source of this 1092-nucleotide messenger RNA. Its product is annotated as 3-deoxy-7-phosphoheptulonate synthase. Bases 1 to 1092 code for a protein of 363 amino acids. Gene Ontology annotation, molecular function: 3-deoxy-7-phosphoheptulonate synthase activity. Gene Ontology annotation, biological process: aromatic amino acid biosynthetic process. The record is from RefSeq and is a predicted model, not a curated record. Lineage: Eukaryota; Fungi; Basidiomycota; Malasseziomycetes; Malasseziales; Malasseziaceae. Gene Ontology annotation, cellular component: cytoplasm. The transcript has a single exon.
AUGUCAGAAGAGAUUGUGUAUGCCAACGACACGCGCGUGACGGGCUACGAGCAGCUCAUGUCGCCGCAGGAGCUCAUGAGGGAGCUUCCUGUCAGCGAAACGUCGAAGGCUACGAUCGCCCGCGCCCGGCACGACGCGGCGCGUGUGAUCAACGGCCAGGACGACCGCCUGCUCGUGAUCGUCGGUCCCUGCUCGAUCCACGACGUCGAGCAGGCGAAGGACUAUGCCCGACGACUGCACGAGGCGUACGAGCAGCGCUGGAAGGACGGCCUCGUGGUGAUUAUGCGCGCGUACUUUGAAAAGCCGCGCACCACGGUCGGCUGGAAGGGUCUGAUCAACGACCCUGACCUGGACGGCUCGUUCAAGAUCAACUCGGGUCUGCGUGUGGCGCGCCAGCUUCUCCUCGAUCUCACGAGCAUGGGUGUGCCCGUAGCGUGCGAGGUGCUCGAUACCAUCUCGCCACAGUACCUCUCGGACCUGUACUCGUGGGGUGCGAUCGGCGCGCGUACGACCGAGUCGCAGCUGCACCGCGAGCUGGUGUCGGGUCUCUCGAUGCCGAUCGGCUUUAAGAACUCGACGGACGGUGGCAUUGGCGUGGCGGUCGAUGCGAUCCGCGCAUCGAGUCAGCCGCAUGCGUUCAUGGGCGUCACGGACCAGGGCACCGCCGCGAUCGUCAAGACGUCGGGCAACACGGACCUGCACAUCAUCCACCGUGGCGGCAAGAGCGGCACGAACUAUGAUGCCGCGAGCGUCGAGACCAGCAAGGCCAACCUGCUCAAGGCUUUGCCGGAGCGGCACCCCAGCAUCAUGAUCGACGUGAGCCACGGCAACAGCAACAAGGACUUCCGCAACCAGCCCAGGGGCUCCGCGGACAUUGCCGCUCAGCUCGCACGUGGCCAGAAGGCCAUCACCGGCAUCAUGAUCGAGUCGCACAUCCACGAAGGCAAGCAGAGCGAGCCGAAGAACGGGAGCACGCGCGCCGACCUCUCGUACGGCGUGUCGAUCACCGACGCGUGCGUCAGCUGGGAGACGACCGUGCACAUGCUCGAUGAGCUGCACGCAGCGAUUCUGCAACGUCGACAGGCUACGUAG